AUGUUUAGUGAUGAUAAUACUAAUGGUUCAAAUACUGCAUACUUGUCAACCUCAAAUAAUCAUACACUAAAUGGUAAUAGUCUAAAUACAUAUAAUUCACUCGAACAACAACAAUUUCUUGAAUCACAAUCUAAACCAAAACCAGUUAACAAUCCAUCAAUACCGAAACAAAUUGAGUUAGCAAAAUUAAAAGCAAAACAAUUAUAUGAUGAAAUUAUAAUUAUCAAGAAGAAAAUUCAAGAUACAAAUUUAAAAACAGUAUCAAAAAAUGUAAAUAAUAUACCAAAUAAUUCAUGUAAAUUAAAAUUAUAUAAUAAUUUAAAAGGUCAUCAAAAUAAAAUAGUUAAAAUAUGCUGGAAUUCAAAUUCAAAUAAAAUUUUAAGUGCUUCACAAGAUGGAUAUAUGAUUAUAUGGGAUGCAAUAACUGGCUACAAGAAACAAGCUAUUCAAUUAGAUAAUAAUUGGGUAUUAACUUGUAGUUUAUCACCAGAUGAAAAAUUAGUUGCUUCAGCUGGAUUAGAUAAUCAUUGUACUAUAUAUAAAAUUCAACCUGAUAAUUUAAAUAAUCCAGUACAAGAUCCACAAUAUCAACAACAGCAGCUAAAACAAAGUUCAAUAAGAAAUGAUGGAUAUCAAUUACAAACUGGAUUUUAUCAAUCUAUUCAAUCUGUUUUUAAAGGUCAUACAGCAUACAUAUCAGAAUGUGAAUUUAUUGAUAAUAAUUCAAUAAUAACAUCAAGUGGAGAUAUGACAUGUUCAUUAUGGGAUAUAAAAAAAGGAAAUAAAAUAAGAGAUUUUAUUGAUCAUGUUGGUGAUGUAUUAUGUUUAUCAAUUUUCCCUAAAGAAAUUUUACAAAAUAAUUUAUUUAUAAGUGGAUCAAGUGAUGGUUAUGUUAAAGUUUGGGAUUUAAGAUCUCCAACUUCAAUACAAAGUUUUAGUAUAUCAAAUUCAGAUGUAAAUUGUGUUAAAAUUUUCCCAGAUGGUAAUUCUUUUGCAACUGGUUCAGAUGAUGGUAUGAUUAGAUUAUUUGAUUUAAGAAGUGAUUGUGAAAUUUCAAAUUAUUCUUUACAACAAGAAAUUCAAAAAUCUAUAAAUUUAAAUUCUGGUGGUGGUGGUGUUAAUUCUAUUCCAAGAUUAAGUUCACCACCUACUCCAAUUGAUAAAAAGACAUAUCAAUAUGGAAAUAACUACACAACAUUAAAUCAACAACAACAACAACAACAAGCUCAAUCACCUUUAUUAUAUCAAUCAUCAGAUAUAAUAAGUAAUGGAGGAAGAAAUAGUAUAUAUUCAAAAAAUUCAAUAUUAGAAAAUUCUGGAAUAUUUUCAAUAGAUUUUAGUAAAAGUGGUAGAUUAUUAUAUCUGUGUUAUUCAGACCAUGGUUGUAUUGUUUGGGAUACUUUAAAAAAUGAAAUUAUUGGUACUUUAGGUAGUGAACAUUUAAAUAAAAUAAAUAAAGUAUCUAUAAGUCCUGAUGGAAUUGGUUUAGCUACUGGUUCAUGGGAUUCUACAAUAAAAAUUUGGAGUGUUUAA
Molecule: messenger RNA, 1533 nt
Organism: Lodderomyces pseudojiufengensis
Lineage: Eukaryota; Fungi; Ascomycota; Pichiomycetes; Serinales; Debaryomycetaceae
Gene: STE4
Product: G protein subunit beta
Exons: 1
Coding region: 1-1533 (510 amino acids)
Biological process (GO): G protein-coupled receptor signaling pathway
Cellular component (GO): cytoplasm; heterotrimeric G-protein complex
Molecular function (GO): signaling receptor complex adaptor activity; protein binding
Source: RefSeq, a predicted model, not a curated record